Molecule: messenger RNA, 5007 nt
Organism: Tetrahymena thermophila SB210
Lineage: Eukaryota; Ciliophora; Oligohymenophorea; Hymenostomatida; Tetrahymenidae
Product: transmembrane protein, putative
Exons: 16
Biological process (GO): positive regulation of MHC class I biosynthetic process; positive regulation of transcription by RNA polymerase II; inflammatory response
Molecular function (GO): protein binding
Source: RefSeq, a predicted model, not a curated record
UUCUGAAAACAAAAAAUAAGAAAAUUGUAUUGAUAUGCUUAUUAGUCUAUUUACCAUAAUAAUAGUUCCUAUAACUCUAGCUUUUUUAAGCGCGAUUGGGAGUUUGUUGAUAGCCCUUCAUUAAAAUAAUAUUUAUAUAUAAGAGUAUUGUGAUAAUUUAUUCAAUGAUAAAGUAAAAUUUAGCUCUUCUCAUACUCAAUUCAUCUCAUAUCGCUUGAGCAAAGAAAUCUAUAAAUUCCCUUAUUUCCUAAACAUCAUGAACUCAUUUUCUGAUAAAGUUGUUAGAGGAAAGGUAAUAUAUAAUCCAACGCAUCAUAAAUCUUUCUUGAACAAUAUCCUUGCAUAUGUAAACCUUGAGGACUAAGCUCUUACAAAAUUAGCUUUAAAAAACUCCUUUUUAGUAGAUGCUUGGUAUAUUUAGGAUGAAGUGUAUAUGAAUAACUUAGAUAAUCAAAAAAAAAUAAUUGUUUAAAACUAUACAUAAAUAAGUCCAAUCAUAAGAUCUAUUGGGUAUCAAAGCAGAGUCUACCUUGCGGAUUAGGAAUUUGAAGCAAUUCCUUAUAAGGCUAUUUUUUAAGCGUAUGGUGAUGGAUUUUUUUUUUCUACUUUCUCUAAUACGACACUAUCUAAUGCGAUUGAUAAAUAAAAUAUAAAUGCAAUACAUUAAUAUGAUCCUAGAACUAGGUUUUGGUAUUAAAAUAGCCUUAAUUAAACUUCAUUUUACAUGAAUUAGCCAAGUUUAUCAUUUGGAAGUAAUGUUCCAUAUUUAUCAUAGUUUGGAUGCUAGAAAUCCUUAUAUUUAAAUCCAUAAACUAAAAAGAUAGAAAUCCAUCAUGUCUAAUGCUUAGAUGCUAUGCUUUCUAAUUUGUCAAACUAUUUCUAAAAUGUUAUCCAAUCAUCAAAAUAGUAUUAUGUAAUUGACCCAAGGACACUUUAAAUAGUUUAUAACUCUAUCAAUGAGUACAAAUUUUCUUAAAUUAAAUAAAUAGAUAAUUUUUAUAACAUUGAGCUUGAAUUUUUGGAGGAUUAGUAGUAAUCUUAGUAUUUUCAAAAUUUGAUCAGUAAUAACUAUAAAAAAUGGAUUUUUAAUACCUCAAAUAACACUAAAACCACUUUAAUAUAAAUGAUGAAUUAAAGUUAAUAUUAAGUGAUUUUUGAUUACAAGAGAAAUUAAUCUAUUUACAAAGUAAUUAUAAAUCCAAUCAUUGGUUUCGAUGAUAUCCCCAAUCACAUAGCUAGCUAUUUAGGAAUUUAAGGUCAAUAACUUGAAUAUGUUUAUUUAUAAAUUAACAUGAUUUCAGAUGAAGAUUUAAGAGCACAAACUUAAUAAUUAAUUUAACUGUCUACGAUUAUCUUAAUUAUAUCUUCUAUUUGUAUUUCAAUCCUUGGUUUGUUGUUAUUUUGCGCAAUAUUUUAAUAUUUACGUCUUGUCAAAAAUUAGGUUUAUAAACCUAUUGAUAAAUUGACUUAGAUACUGCAAAGAAUUAAUUUACUUUAAAAGCAAUGCGAUAUAAAUGAAAUUAUUAUUGAAUUUUAAUAAAAUGCAGAUGAAAUAUUUCUUUCUAAAGAAACUAGGAUGCUUUAUAAUAGUUUUUAUAAUCUAUUUUAGUAGCUUUAAUAUUUGAGUGAGCAUUUUUUCAUAGAAAACGAAGGAAAAACAUUAAUUGAUCUCAAUAAAAAAGUUAAAUUUUUUUAAAAAUUUAAUAAUUACUAUGCACUAGGAAUAGCACAUAAUAAUAUUGGAUGUAUUUUGUUAAAUCAGAAACACUACUUUCAGUCUAUGGAGCAUUUUUAAUCUUCAAUUAUCUGCGCUAAGUAUGAAAUUCAAGAGUUUUGUGAUAAAACAGAAAACAUUAAAUUCCUUAAUAUCCUGCAGCCAUAUUCUUUUAGUGACUAAAAUAUAGAUAACAAUAUGACAAAUUUACAAAAUAAAAUGAAAGAUUAAUGUAUUAAUAUAUCAAAUAUCAAUCAUUUAAGUCUAUUUAAUAUCUAAAUAAAUUAAAGUAAAUUAAAAUAGCCAAAAAAUAAUUCCCGCAUCGGCCUAAUAGAGUCCUCUAUUAUAAAUAAUUUUAAUUAAAAAAAUAAAUCUGGCAAUGGCAAUGGCAUUUUUACUAAUAAUAUAUUUUAAAUAGAAGAUCUUAACAAAGAAGAUGAAUAAUAUCAAGAAUUAUAAGUACUUAUUUCUAAUUUAAUAUUUAGAAAACUUAAUUAUUUAAUCGCUUUGAUUAUUUAAUAAUAAGACUUCAGUAAUGAUUAAUAAUAGAAAUUCCUUUAUAGCUUUUGGGAACAAAUUAAGCAACUCACUAAAGAAUUAAUACCUCUAUAGUCUAUUUUACCAUGCUAAGAAAAAAUAAAAGUAAUUUGUGAAUGUAUAUUAUCUAAAUGCUAUUAUAAUAUGAAUAAACUUAAAAAGGCUUAUUAAAGAAUUUAGCAAUCUAAAAAAAUAGUUAAAAAUUAGCAUGAGCAAUUCCAAAAAAAAAUAAUUGAAAGCAACACUCCAAAAAAAAAAAUUACAAAAGAAAGAAUUUCUGAAAAAACAGGUCUAAAAUUUAGCAGUAUUGUAAAUUAAAAUACACAUGAAUUUUUUGAUUCUCCUAAAAAAUAUGUAAAUUCUCCUAAGAUUUUCAAUCAUGAAAGCAAUAAUAAUAUAUUAAUGUCAUAGCACAUGAUUUUAGAAAAUUCAUAAAAUAUCUUUAAUUCAAAAAACUAACCACAAAAAAAAACAAGUAUACUUUAAAGUAAGAAAUAUAAGAAAUAAGAUUAAUCAAAUGAAUUGAAUCAUAGAGGAAAAGUUAUUUCUAGUCAAAAGAAUGUACUCUCACUUUUAAAUAUGCCUACAAAUAAUUUAUAUGUUUAUAUUUAGUUUAAUUAUGCUGAAUAUCUAAUAUUUACAAAGUAAUAUAAAAAGGCUGCUUAUAUUCUGACAUCUAUUCUCGAGAAAAGCAAAUGCUUAAUGUCAAAUAUGCCCUACAGAAUUAUUUUUAAAUUGUAAUAAAUAUUUGAUUUAUUUAAGAUCCAAGAUAAAUCUAUCAAAGAGCAACAACAAAGAUUUAAUAAAAAUAAAAAUAUUAAAAUAGUGAUUUCAUUUGAAAUUAACCAACCACUACAAAAUAUACAUAAAUUAUCAUUAAAUAAAUAAAAUAAUUAUUAUUAUGAAGAAAAUGAUAAUUAAAAUUUUUCCUUUGAUCAAUUAUAACUAUUUAUAAAACUUAUUGAAGAAGCUUUAGUGAAAAAAGAUGAUAGUGUCUCUAUUUCUUUAAAUGAUUUAUAAACGAACUCUGUCUAAUAAUAUAUGCCUUUGAUAAGGACUAAGUUGUUUGAAUCAGAUUCAAGUGCCGAGUUUACAGGAUAGUAAAAUAAUUAAGAAGAAAAUCCAAAACGAAAUUCAACUAAAUACUUUGAUAGCUUUUAUUUCAUUUAAUAGAAAAGCUAACUUUUUCCUUCAAAUGAAAAACAUAAAUUUUAUUCUUCUAUUGAUAUUUAUGAAGAAAAUUAGCAAAAUAAUUUUGAGAAUAAUCCUGAAAUAAUUACUUAGUAAGAUUAACAUAUUGAAUCUUAAUAAAUUAAAACACAAUAGAACUCUCUAAUAAAGUGUAAUAAUAAUCCAAUUAAAAAUUUUUAAAGCCAAUAAGAUUUUAAAUUCUAGCUAAAUGACUAAGAAAACAAUAAUGAAAAUAAUUAAAUAAUCCAAGAUCAUCACAGAGAUAUCAUAAAUGAUUAAGAGCAGGAUUAAUAUUCCAAUUAAAAAAAUUAAACUUUUCAUUAUUUUAUGAGAUAGGCUCUGAGCUAACUCAUAUCCAAAUAAAUAGGUUAUAAUGAAAUUGGCUACAAAGGUGCAUCAGGCUUAGGUUCUGGUUUAGAAAAUUGCAUUAAUCUCUCAAAUUUGACACUUAACCUUUAUAAUAAUAAAAUUGGUGACGAAGGUGCAUCAGGCUUAUGUUCUGGUUUAGCAAAUUGCAUUAAUCUCUCAAAUUUGACACUUGAAAUUAGUUCUAAUAAAAUUGGUGACAAAGGUGCAUCAGACUUAGGUUCUGCUUUAGCAAAUUGCAUUAAUCUCUCAAAUUUGACACUUCACCUUAGUUCUAAUUAAAUUGGCGAAAAAGGUUCAUCAGACUUAGGUUCUGCUUUAGCAAAUUGCAUUAAUCUCUCAAAUUUGACACUUCACCUUGGUUUCAAUAAAAUUGGUGACAAAGGUGCAUCAGGCUUAGGUUCUGGUUUAGAAAAUUGCAUUAAUCUCUCAAAUUUGAGACUUUACCUUAUUGAAAAUUAAAUUGGUGAAAAAGGUGCAUCAGACUUAGGUUCUGCUUUAGCAAAUUGCAUUAAUCUCUCAAAUUUGACACUCGACCUUAGUUAUAAUAAAAUUGUUGAUGAAGGUUCAUCAGGCUUAGGUUCUGGUUUAGCAAAUUGCAUUAAUUUCUCAAAUUUGGCACUUGACCUUAGUUAUAAUAAAAUUGUUGAUAAAGGUGCAUCAGGCUUAUGUUCUGGUUUAGCAAAUAGCAUUAAUCUCUCAAAUUUGACACUUUGCCUUCAUAAGAAUAAAAUUGUUGAUAAAGGUACAUCAGGCUUAUGUUCUGGUUUAGCAAAUUGCAUUAAUUUCUCAAAUUUGGCACUUUGCCUUAGUAAGAAUUAAAUUGGUGACAAAGGUGCAUCAAGCUUAGGUUCUGCUUUAGCAAAUUGCAUUAAUCUCUCAUAUUUGACACUUGACCUUCAUUCUAAUAAAAUUGGUGACAAAGGUGCAUCAGGAUUAGGUUCUGGUUUAGCAAAUUGCAUUAAUCUCUCAAAUUUGACACUUGACCUUCAUUCUAAUAAAAUUGGUGACAAAGGUGCAUCAGGCUUAGGUUAUGGUUUAGCAAAUUGCAUUAAUCUCUCAAAUUUGACACUUGACCUUCAUUACAAUUAAAUUGAUAAUGAAGACACAUCAGGCUUAGGUUCUGGUUUAGCUAAUUGCAUUAAUCUCUCAAAUUUGAAACUUAGACUUACGUAAAAUCAGUUUAUUUGUUUUGGAUU